Molecule: messenger RNA, 780 nt
Organism: Ogataea haglerorum
Lineage: Eukaryota; Fungi; Ascomycota; Pichiomycetes; Pichiales; Pichiaceae
Exons: 1
Coding region: 1-780 (259 amino acids)
Source: RefSeq, a predicted model, not a curated record
AUGAACUCUAGCAUGCCUGGGUCUUUUCCUGGGUCCUAUAACUCUGUCUCAGAACGGCAAGACUCCUCUUUGAUCGUGACACAACUCAUCAAGGUGCGAAAUAGUCUCAAGCAAGAAUUUAUGGACACACUGAACAUACUUCUAUUAUUGGAGCUGAUAGUCAUCUACCUCCAAGAUCAAUCAUUUUUCAAGAUGAUGAUCAGAAUCUCGCUGCAAUUGUUUCUUGCGGGCGUUAACUCGCAUACCUUGCGCCAAUGGAUCGAGUACAAUCUCUUAUCGACAGGACAAAUCAUCACUGAAGAGGCAAUAACGACCCAGUUAAUCUAUUUCCAGAGAGCAGUUCUGGUGGAGGUGAUCUUGAUGAACAGCAUAGCGCUUGCGGAUCAUCUUUUCUUUUACCGCGAUCAUAGCCACCUACCAGAAAUUCCGCAUAAUUCGCUAGUGUCUUAUCUGAAUCUACACACACAAUAUAGCAUCGAGUUUUACGAUUCCAAAGACACAUUUCGCUACAACUCUAUCUUCAUAAACAUCAUAGGAGAGGCUAGACCUACUACCAAAACCGGACUACUUAUUUUAGACGUUCUAGUCUUUUUAGGGCAGUACGUUACAUACAGUCUGAUUUAUUGGCCCGAAAAAUCAGAGCCUCCAAAAUCGACUACAGAGCAGUCUCUCUUGCUACGCGGAAACGAAAAUCCAAUACAGGGGGCUGUGACGAUAUUCAACGUGGAGCUGUUCCCAGCAACCACGUUUUCAGGUCUUUGGAACGGUUUGACGAUGUAA